Molecule: messenger RNA, 2238 nt
Organism: Laccaria bicolor S238N-H82
Lineage: Eukaryota; Fungi; Basidiomycota; Agaricomycetes; Agaricales; Hydnangiaceae
Exons: 12
Coding region: 1-2238 (745 amino acids)
Biological process (GO): protein phosphorylation
Molecular function (GO): protein kinase activity; ATP binding
Source: RefSeq, a predicted model, not a curated record
AUGAGUUUGUCCUCAUCGCCCUUUUCGUCCGCCGUCGCCCUCGUCCCCGUCUCAGAUCCAGAGUGGCAACCCAUUCUGCACGCAUCUAACCAAGUCGUGCUGUACAACCCCACAUCGCACGCACUGACUAUAAGCCACUCCACCAACGUUACAACGGGCUUUCCCAGUACAUCCACAGCUCCAGUCAAAGCUUCGCGAGACUGUUGUCCGUAUUGUAAACGGGUGUUACCCUCCGCGUUUGACUAUGACCCGUUCGAUGAUUCGGGGGACAGGAUUCAUUCGCAUGAUGAGGAUGAAGAGGAAGAGGGCAUCGAAUCGCUGAGCUCAGAUCCAGCAUAUACCUCUCGCGUGUCGGACUACUUCCAGCUCUUAGAAAUUGCCAACGAAUCCUCCUCAAGGCCGUCCAGUCCACCCGGGCCUACCCUAUUAGGUGCAAGCGCGAGUAGUAGCACCAACAACGCGAGGCAGCAGCAAUCGGGGACGUCAGCGUUCCCAGCGGAAAAGAUGGCGGAGGGGUACUUCAAGACGUUCUUCCAAGAAGAGUAUCGUUUGGGAAUGGGUGCUAAUGGCUCGGUGUACCUAUGUCAGCAUAUGCUGGAUGGGAACCCACUGGGCCACUUUGCGGUGAAGAAGAUCGCAGUUGGCGAAUCUCACUCAUACCUCCUCAAAAUUCUACGCGAGGUUCGGCUUUUGGAGCGGCUACAUCACCCCAACAUCGUUACAUACCACCACGCAUGGUUAGAAACAGCCCAAUUCUCCUCCUUCGGUCCAAAAGUACCCACACUGCACGUGCUAAUGCAAUGGGCAGAAGGCGGCAGCCUCGACGACUUCAUCGACAUUCGACUAGGGCGUAAACCCUCCCACAUCCACUUCCACGCCCCAGGUUCCACCGACGCAGACUACGAACUAGGCACACCGGCCCCUCCACCCCUACGGAGAAGCGGGACUCCAGCGCAUACGCUCUCUGCUUCCGAUCUCCAUUCGAGGUCUGCUAGGAUAAGAGCCUUCCGGGCUUUUCAGCGCGCUGGCGGCGCGGAGGGCGAGAGGCAAAGGGAGAGGGAGACAAGGAAGAGGAACGGAGAGUGGACGGCUGUUCAUUUGCUUAGUGCUGAUGAGGUCAAAGGGCUUUUUAAGGAUGUUGUGGCGGGGUUGGGGUUCUUGCACGACAAGUCGAUAUUACACCUUGAUUUGAAGCCAGGGAACGUGUUGCUUACUUGGGAUGAAGGGAAAUUGAUACCCCGCGCCAUGCUCUCGGACUUUGGAACUUCUCGCGAUAUGAUCAACUCUACAAGGCUACAGCGUUCCGGGAAUACUGGGACGCUGGAAUAUACAUCCCCGGAAUCUCUGCCCUCCCCACACACGGGGCUCUUGCAGCAGAUUGACUCAAAGUCGGAUAUGUGGAGUUUGGGUAUGAUUUUGCAUAAGCUGCUUUUUUUCAAGCUGCCUUAUCGGUAUGCAGCGGAAGGAGACGCAAAUGGAGAGGCCGUCACGGGUGGCUCGAGGGCUGGUGAGGGGGAGAAGAUGGAUAAACUUGAGAGGGAGGUGUUGGAGUACCCUGGAUUCAAAACCGCCCCAGGGCUAGUGGCAGCCUUUGAAGCUCGGCGAUUACCACGCUCAUUCCUCGUGCUUCUUGAGAGUUUGUUGAAUAAAAUCCCGGCGGCUAGACCAUCCUGCGAAAGGGUAGCUGGUGCUAUUCGGGAGGGCAAACUUGACCCCCUCCGAGAAAUCCCCCAGCAUCACAACGGGGCACCAUCCUCUCUCGUCCGCGUACGCUCACGCUCGCGAUCAGGGUCAGCAGACAAAGUGGUCAAUGUCGAUGAAGCGGCGUCAGCAGCAACGGAAAGAGCGCGAUUAUUGGGUUUACCCUCCCCCACUGAGGUGUUAGGACCGGAAGAAGGGGUAUGGGGAGGGUGGUGGCGCAAGGCGCGGGUUGUUGCGAGGCGGAAUUUGGGAAUAACGCGGAGGGGGAGGAGGGGAAAGGUGUAUUUGAGGGUUGUGAGGAGUGUUGUGCUUGUUGCUAAGGUGCUAAGUAUACCUCACAUAUGUUCCUCGUACCCCGUUGGAGAAAUGAGGCCGAGGAUGGGAGUCGUUGCGCUGCUACUGGGGGCAGCUGUGGCGGAUACGGUGGUGGAGUACGAGCCUUGGCAUCGAGGGGUUGCGAUUUCUUUGGGGCUGGCUUUGGCGCAUGUGUGUGUCGUUGUCCUGGGGAAGGGGGCGAGGUGGUGUUGUACGGUUUGA